This is a messenger RNA of Rhizophagus irregularis DAOM 181602=DAOM 197198, 808 nucleotides long. RefSeq lists its product as uncharacterized. Lineage: Eukaryota; Fungi; Glomeromycota; Glomeromycetes; Glomerales; Glomeraceae. The record is from RefSeq and is a predicted model, not a curated record.
CAUAGAUUGGAAAUUGGAUCAUAUCUUUUUUGAUUGUCAAUUUUCAUAAAUGUAAGAUGUGGAUGUUUAAAAUGAAGAUUUAUGAAGAAUCUUCAUACUGGCUUAUGUUAAGAGUAACUCAAUUUAUUAUUACUGUCUUUUGUUUGAUAUUAGAAAUUAUUCAAGUAAUAUUAUUUAUGUCAUUACUUCAAAACACGGUUCCACUCUCUAUAUACUUUAGCAAUAAUGGCCAGUAUAAAGGAGAAGUCAAGAUUUGGUACUAUAUAGUUAUAGGCUUGAGCGCGAUAGGAUUAGGAUUUUGCAUUGCAUAUUUUAAAAGAUUACAUGAAAAAGGACCAUUCAUCAUUAUCGAAACAAUUUUCUUUUUAUUAUGGCUUUCUUCCGGUAUCGCAAACCUUUAUCCAUUAUAUGAUGGAGGAUUAGUCUGUAAUGCAAAAGGCUAUGACUCAGAAAUAAUUCCGCAUCAAUAUUAUUUAUGGUGCAGAUCAUAUUUGAUUAGUACUUUAUUGAGUUGGAUGAAUACUCUUGCAUUCGUUAUUACAAUAUUAUUUUCUUCGAUUAUAUUAGGACAAAAUGAGAAAAAUGAAACGAUAUUAGAAAGAACCUUAUUUAGAUUUAAACAUUUACGUGAAACUCCAACAAAUAAUCCGCACAUAAUAAAUGUUCAAACUGAUUAAAUUAUUUUUUCGAUUUUGUUUGUAAAAUCAAAUUAAGAGACGAUCGAUAAGAAAUAUUCUUUCUUUUUAAUAACUAAGCAAAUAAGAAAUAAGAAGAAAAUUGUUUAAGCGGGCAAAUUUUAAUAAAAAAA